Phyllotreta striolata is the source of this 734-nucleotide messenger RNA. The record is from the annotation of a GenBank genome assembly. NCBI's taxonomy places the organism in Eukaryota, Metazoa, Arthropoda, Insecta, Coleoptera, Chrysomelidae.
AGAAUUAUCGCCGCUUACCAUUCGGUACUGCGCUUAUUGUUAUCAGUUCCGCGGCACCGGCGAUUACGAUGAAUUAUAUCUUCGUAUUUACAUUAUUCGGCGUUUUUCUAUCCGUAUCUACGCAAAAUUGUAAAGAGUACGGUGAAUGGUGCAGUGAUCAUAAAUCUUGUUGUGGAGGAUGCUGCUUGACUGGAAUUUGCAAAGACACUUAUGCAGACUGUCGCAUUCAUACUGAUCCCUGCUUGUUCCAUUCCUGCCCUCCGGACCAGGAAUGCUAUAUUUAUGAACCGAAAGAUUGUUUGGGGUGCGGACCCACUACUCAAUGUCGACUGUCGCCUCCUGCGCCCAGGGAAUACAUAAUAUCGUCUACAGAAAGUAUUGAUAUGGGUACGAAUUCCGUGGUGAAGAGAAUAUUCAGCCCUGAAUUACUGAUAAUUCAGUUAGUUGUGUCGUUUUUAGUUUGUUAGUAAAUUGUUAUGAUGUACAGUAUGUUAGCUUGUAAUUUUUUCUGAUGAUAUACAUAAAUACGCUUAUUAAAGUAGUGCUAGUUGUAGUUAUUGUAAUAUUGAGAUUCUAUAGUGGUAAUUAACUAGUUAUUAUUUUACUGAUAUUUGCUGUACAUUUCUUUUAGACGAAAUCCAUAUCAAGCUGAUAAUGUAGGAGAAAUAAACAUUUUUAUUUACAAUAUUCUCUUAUCUCUUCGUUUUGUUUUGCAUAAUAUUUUUAAAGGAAAU